CUGGAAACCAGAACCUUCGCUUUUGGCGUCUCCUUGACCCGAGGACGCAUCCCGUCAACGGUUAAGGAAAGGUCAGGAGCUUCGACCUCGCAGUCAGCAUGGACGUCAGCUAACGGUUCGGAGCGACCGGGACGCCCUGUGUCGCGUCGCCGGGCGCUGCUCCUGCUUCUCUGGACCGAGCCGAACCGAGUGCCUCCCUCCCUGCCGCAGCGGCGGACGAGCGAGAGGAGAAGAAAGGAGACGAGAGGACGAUGUGGCGCAGAAGCUCCAUCCGGAACCUGCCGAGGCCCCCCGCUCAUGUCUGCUAAAAGGUGAGCGAGCGAGCGAGCGAGCGAAAGGACAUUUUCCCACACACAGCGGCUGAAAGAAGUACUUAAGAAGCCACCAUUUUUCUCACUCGAUAUAUUUCCAAAAGUGCCAUUGACCGCAACAUUGGGAACAACCCAAGUCAUCCACACAUACCAAGAACGUAGAGCAAAUAAGCUCCCAAAUUAAAUCGUGUGUACUCAUGUGAAAUGACACAGGGAAAAAGUAUUGAACACACGAAGGUGCAAAAAGGCACGGAAAGCCAAGAGAACACCUAAAACCCGUCAAUAAUCUAACAGCAGCGUCAGUGCAAAUGAAUAUCAGCUGGUUCUGUCCUAAUUGAUGGCCUCCAGAGAGGUCGUUCCAGUGAGCCCGAAUACGGAAGGGGAAAGCCAAGCGUGCCAGCGGCGGUUUGCCUCCGUCAGACGCUCCUCGCAAGAUUUCCGACAGAGGAGCGCAAAGAAUAAUCAGCGGAGUUGUGUCAGAGCCAAGGGCCACCUGUGGAGCGCUUCAAAAAGCAUGUCCAAGCUCGUUUGAAGUUUGCUCAACAACAUUGGGAUCGGGAGAAUAGCGUCUGGUCUGAUAAGAGCAAAAUGGAACUAUGCUAACUACUAACGAACCAUAACUAGCCACUAACCGUAAUAACCCGAUAUAUAUAAAUAAAUACCAGUUGGCGUGUUCAAUACUUUCCUCCCUGUGUCAUUUGACAUGAUUACACACAACUUAAUUUCUGAGCUUAUUUGUUCGACUUUCUACUUGGGUUGUUUCCAACAUCUGGUGAAAGGUUCAUGUCAAUAGCACCUUUAGAAAUGUAUGUUUAGCGGGGAAAAAGGGUGACGCGUUAAAUACUUAUUUCAGCCACUGUAUGUGUGUUUGGCAUGACGGUGACACGCGCAGGAUGGAGGCACGCGCGAAGGCGAGCGGCGAGCGGCGCGGCGCGGCGCCGCCGCCGCCGCCGUGCUCUCGGACCAACGGCUGGAGCUGGCCUCCUCAUCCCUUGCAGAUGCUGGCCUGGCUCCUCUACGCCUACUUCGCCGUCGUUGGCCUGGGAGUGUUUGUGCCGCUGCUACCCGCGCACUGGAUGCCCGCCGGGUAUAUCUGCACCGGCGUGAUUUUGGCGUGCCACCUGUGCGCUCACGUCACGGCGGUGAGCGUGGACCCGGCCGACCGCAACGUCAGAGCCAAGAGCCUCCGAGGGCCGCUUCCCGUCUUCGACCGGUCGGAGCGCGCCCACGUCAUCGAGAACUGCCACUGCUACCUGUGCCGGGUGGACGUGGGGCCCAAGUCAAAGCACUGCAGCGCGUGUAACAAAUGCGUCGCCGACUUCGAUCAUCACUGUCGAUGGCUCAACAACUGCGUGGGAAGCAGGAACUACAACUUGUUCCUGUACAGCGUGGCGUCGGCCGUGUUGGGCGCGUGCGUCCUCCUGGUGGUUUCGUCGUACGUGCUGAUCGAGUUCUUCUUAGAGCCCGGCAAACACUUCUGGGCGCUUAACCAGACGGCGUCGCGGUUCCCGUUCGUGCCGGCGGGGCCGCUGCGAGCGCCAACCGCCGUGAUCCCUGCGCUGGCCGCCGUCACCGUCGCGAUGGCGCUGCUCGCCUGUGUGCUGCUCUGCCACCUGCUGGCCUUCCACUGCUACCUCAUGUGGAACAGGUUGAGCACGUACGAGUACAUCGUGCGCCAGCGCCACCGUCGGGACGGAAGACGAACAAGCACCUCGGAGGACCUCCGGCCCGCCGCCGAUGCGUCCGUCCGCUCGAAGGAUGUGGACAACUCGGAAACUCUGGGCUAUACCAACGCUCCGCUGGACGGGGGGACCGCACAAAGGUCAAAGGCCAAUGGCAGCGUGAGGGGUGUGGCCAGUCCCCUUCUGGAGCUAGAAGCCCCGCCCACUAUCUCCACAGAGCACAGCACAGUACAGCACACACACACAAAGAAGAAGACGACAAAGAAGAAGAAGAAGAUCCCGCUUCCUGGUGCGAUUGGGGCAGAAGGUUGGGCCCCGCCCACUGCGCCGUCUUCGUCGGAGCGGGUCGGCGCGUCGCCUCCGGGCCGGCCCCCUCCGAAACCUCCCGUCCGGGCCGCCGCCCCUCCCGCCGAGUACCACUCGGACUCGGCCGAGUCCCUGGAGGAGGUCCCCGUGGCGCUGGACAAACUGGGCUCGUCGUCCCCGCCGCCGCCCCUCCCGCUCGAGACUCACGGGAAGUACGCCGCACGGCUCGGCCCGCCCGCCAUUUUCCUGAGCGGCGGCGAGGUGGCGGCCGCUUCUUGUCCUUCUCCGGCCGUCGCUUGGUGGUGAGGAGAAUUUGACUUCCCGGUUGUCCCGUUGUCGUGGCAACAGCACCCUCACGCUGCCUUCGCUUUUGGUUCCAUGCGCACCCGGGGGCGGAAAAAGAAUUUAACAGAUAAAUUGAUCACUUUGAACACUCUAUCUUCUGGCGAGUUUGGCUUCAAACCGUCAUGUCACCGACCCGUAGUUGUGCCGGUUGUGGCGUCGUACAGGGGAGCCCGAUAUCCCGAUUCCCGGGUUUGCUCGCGUGACGUUUCGGUCGACAGCAGAGGGCGAUAUUGCCCGACGUGGCCGCCGCCUGAGAUUGAUGAAAAUGUUAUGAGUUUAGCCGUUUCAUUAUUACCCAGCAAAGGCAAUAUUCCUCAGAAUACCGUGUUUGGAUUCAUGGGGGCGUAGACAACAUAUUGCUGCCCGCCAAAAAUGUUUGUUUUCUUCCUCUUGAAAUCACAUUUCCACAUUUGUGUCGCGACCCAAACUUGAUCAAUGUUCAGCUCGUUGGGUCCACCUCGUCAACUGUCCCCAUUUCCAAAAUUGCUCCAAUUUUCACAAAAAAAGCCCCAAAUUCAGACUUUGCUCACUUUCCGCAUUUCUUGACCGAUUCGGACUUGAAACCGUUCCGCUCGUAUCGUUCCGCGUUUCCAUAGGAUUUCUUCAGAACCAUGUUGUUUCUGUUCUGUUGUUUGGCGCUGAAGUGGUUUGACUGUUUGCUGUUUCCAAAU
Phycodurus eques (leafy seadragon) is the source of this 3315-nucleotide messenger RNA. It is a transcript of the gene zdhhc1, whose product is annotated as zinc finger DHHC-type containing 1. Gene Ontology annotation, cellular component: Golgi apparatus; endoplasmic reticulum. Bases 1172 to 2605 code for a protein of 477 amino acids. Gene Ontology annotation, biological process: protein targeting to membrane; peptidyl-L-cysteine S-palmitoylation. NCBI's taxonomy places the organism in Eukaryota, Metazoa, Chordata, Actinopteri, Syngnathiformes, Syngnathidae. Gene Ontology annotation, molecular function: protein-cysteine S-palmitoyltransferase activity. The record is from RefSeq and is a predicted model, not a curated record. The transcript has 9 exons.